Loxodonta africana (African savanna elephant) is the source of this 6868-nucleotide messenger RNA. It is a transcript of the gene FOXO3, whose product is annotated as forkhead box O3. Lineage: Eukaryota; Metazoa; Chordata; Mammalia; Proboscidea; Elephantidae. Bases 94 to 2112 code for a protein of 672 amino acids. The record is from RefSeq and is a predicted model, not a curated record. The transcript has 3 exons. Gene Ontology annotation, biological process: regulation of transcription by RNA polymerase II. Gene Ontology annotation, molecular function: RNA polymerase II cis-regulatory region sequence-specific DNA binding; DNA-binding transcription factor activity, RNA polymerase II-specific. Gene Ontology annotation, cellular component: mitochondrial matrix; nucleus.
CUUCGCGGCGCCCCGGUCCCUCCCCCGCCGCACCCCGCCCCGGCGAAAGAAGAGAGCGCGAGAGCCCGAGCCGCGGGCGGGCGGGCGGCGAAGAUGGCAGAGGCACCGGCCUCCCCGACCCUGCUUUCGCCGCUGGAAGUGGAGCUGGACCCUGAGUUCGAGCCCCAGAGCCGGCCGCGCUCCUGUACGUGGCCCUUGCAGAGGCCGGAGCUCCAGGCGAGCCCGGCCAAGCCCUCGGGGGAGGCGGCCGCCGAUUCCAUGAUCCCCGAGGAGGACGACGAUGAAGACGAGGAGGACGGCGGCGGUGGGGCCGGCUCGGCUAUGGCGAUCGGCGGCGGCGAGAGCGGCACGCUGGGCUCGGGGCUGCUUCUUGAGGACCCGGCUAGGCUGCUGGCUCCCGGAGGGCAGGACCCUGGGUCCGGGCAAGCCCCCGCGGCGGGCGCGCUGAGCGGGGGGAUGCAGACGCCGCUGCAGCCUCAGCAGCCGCUGCCACCGCCGCAGCCGGGGGCGGCUGGGGGCUCCGGGCAACCGAGGAAAUGCUCGUCGCGCCGGAACGCUUGGGGGAACCUGUCCUACGCUGAUCUGAUCACCCGCGCCAUCGAGAGCUCUCCGGACAAGCGGCUCACCCUGUCCCAGAUCUACGAGUGGAUGGUGCGCUGCGUGCCCUACUUCAAGGAUAAGGGCGAUAGCAACAGCUCGGCGGGUUGGAAGAACUCUAUCCGGCACAACCUGUCACUGCAUAGCAGGUUCAUGCGGGUCCAGAAUGAGGGGACCGGCAAGAGUUCUUGGUGGAUCAUCAACCCCGAUGGGGGGAAGAGUGGAAAGGCACCCCGGCGGCGGGCAGUGUCCAUGGACAACAGCAACAAGUAUACCAAGAGCCGUGGCCGUGCAGCCAAGAAGAAGGCAGCCCUGCAGACGGCCCCUGAGUCAGCAGAUGACAGUCCCUCCCAGCUUUCCAAGUGGCCUGGCAGCCCCACCUCACGCAGCAGUGAUGAGCUGGAUGCGUGGACGGACUUCCGCUCACGCACCAAUUCUAAUGCCAGCACGGUCAGCGGCCGCCUGUCACCCAUCCUGGCAAGCACAGAGUUGGACGACGUCCAGGACGAUGACGCACCUCUCUCCCCCAUGCUCUACAGCAGCUCAGCCAGCCUUUCACCCUCUGUAAACAAGCCAUGCACUGUAGAGCUGCCACGGCUGACUGACAUGGCAGGCACCAUGAAUCUGAACGAUGGGCUGGCUGACAACCUCAUGGAUGACCUGCUGGACAACAUCACGCUCCCGUCGUCCCAGACAUCGCCUCCUGGGGCGCUUAUGCAGCGGAGCUCCAGCUUCCCGUACACCACCAAGGGCUCCACCCUGGGUUCUCCAACCAGCUCCUUUAACAGCACGGUGUUUGGACCUCCAUCUCUGAAUUCCCUACGCCAGUCUCCCAUGCAAACCAUCCAAGAGAACAAGCCGGCCACUUUCUCUUCCCUUUCACACUAUGGCAACCAGACACUCCAAGACCUGCUUACUUCGGACUCGCUCAGCCACAGUGAUGUCAUGAUGACCCAGUCGGACCCUUUGAUGUCUCAGGCCAGCACUGCUGUGUCUGCCCAGAACUCACACCGGAACGUGAUGCUUCACAAUGACCCGAUGAUGUCCUUUGCUGCCCAGCCCAACCAGGGGAGUUUGGUCAAUCAGAACUUGCUCCACCACCAGCACCAAACCCAGGGCGCUCUUGGUGGCAGCCGUGCCUUGUCGAAUUCUGUCAGCAACAUGGGCUUGAGUGACUCCAGCAGCCUUCGGUCAGCCAAACACCAGCAGCAGUCUCCUGUCAGCCAGUCUAUGCAAACCCUCUCAGACUCUCUCUCAGGCUCCUCCUUGUACUCAACUAGUGCAAACCUUCCCGUUAUGGGCCAUGAGAAGUUCCCCAGCGAUUUGGACCUGGACAUGUUCAACGGGAGCUUGGAAUGUGACAUGGAGUCCAUUAUCCGUAGUGAACUCAUGGAUGCUGAUGGGUUGGAUUUUAACUUUGAUUCCCUCAUCUCCACACAGAACGUUGUUGGUUUGAACGUGGGGAACUUCACUGGUGCUAAGCAGGCCUCAUCUCAGAGCUGGGUGCCAGGCUGAAUGAUCACUGAGAAAAGAGGAAGUGGGCAAAGCAGACCCUCAAACUGACACAAGACCUACAGAGAAAACUCUUUGCCAAAUCUGCUCUCAGCAAGUGGACAGUGAUACCGUUUACAGCUUAACACCGUUGUGAAUCCCACACCAUUUUCCUAACCCAGCAGAGACUGUUAAUGGCCCCUUAACCUGGGUGAAGCACCCUUGGAACAGAAUUCUAUAAAGUAUGCAAAAUCUUCCUUGUACAGGGUGAUGAGACACCUGCCAGCGGAGGACAGCACCCAGUCAGCACCACCCACCUUUAGAGCACACCAUGCCCCCCGUUGGCGAUUCUGUGGUGUUUUCAUACUGCGAUGGUUUAUGGGAUGUUUUAACUGUUGUUUUUGUCUUUGUUUUCCUUUGACUUUCUGAGUUUUUCACAUGCAUUAACUUGCAGUAUUUUUCUGUCAAAAUGUCAACCAUCCUUUCCCUGGCAAAUUUAAAAACAGAAGGAAAAUGUACCAGUUACCAUUCCGGCUUUGGGUAUCACAAGCUUUUGAGCCCAUGGAACUCCAUAAACUAACCUAUUACAUAAACUAGAGAGGAAUUUUCUCUCGUCUUUUGUUUGGUAGAAAAUUAUCCUUUUUCUAAAAACUGAACAAUGGCACAAUUGUUUGCUACGCGUACCAGUGCAGGACUGGACCCUGCAUAGGCAAAACGAAUGAAGCGCAGCGUCCGACCCAGCGUAUUUUCAGUUCUGAGUAAGGGCUGGUCUGUGAACGAGACCCCCGGCACCUGGUCUGCAGUUGCCACGUUGAUAGGGCCUGUGGUCUCCUGUCAGUAUCCUUGGCUAAUGCAACGAACAGUGUUGGUUUGUUGGUUAGAAACUAGGCUCUUUUCAGGAAAGAAAUCAGCUUAGCUGUCCACUCUUUGCCAAAUGCCACUAAAGGAUUUAGUUUUAAGGAGAAAAGGAAAAAAAUAGUUCUGUUUUGUUUUGCGGAAGAAAUGAAAUUACAGGUGAGCGUUAAGUCUGCAGUGAGAAAUGUGUCAAGAGUGCAAACCUGAGUCAGUACUGAGGUAGUUCCAACGUCACUGUUUUCCUAAAUACACAUCUUUGAGGAUUUUCAGCCUUGCUGUGUAUAACCUGAUCUACUAGAAUUGUAUAAGUGAGAGGCAAUACCAUACAAGCGGAUUUUUUUUUUUUUAAUGUAUAAGCUUAGAUUAUAAUUGUACAAAUGAUACAGUGGAAGUACAAGAUAGGGCAAUUUUAACUUUUUUUAAUUUUCCUGCUUCUAUGAAUUUCAUUUUGUUUUGUUUUCAAAAAGUAUGGUGCUGUAUAGGUGCUUUCUGUUUAACCUGGGAAGUGUGAUUAUAUUUGUUAUCCUCCUUGGUGUAGAGAAUAGUUGGGACACCUUUUGGUACAUAUGAAAUUGGUAUAAUGACGCUCUGAUUAGCACAGCAUAUGCAUACUUCUCCAAAGUGAUAUAUGAAGACUCCUUUCUUUGCAUAAAAAAGCAUUAGGCAUAUAAAUGUAUAAAUAUAUUUUAUCAUGUACAGUACAGAAAUGGAACAUUAUGCAUGGAUGUUAGGAAUACAGGCUAGUAUUUCAGCACAGACUUCCCUGCAUGAGUUCUCGCCGAUGCUUGCACCGUGCAGUGGGCAGUGACUCCCGUCCACCAACACAGACGUGCCACCUGCCCCCCUGCACACUUGCCAUCGUACGCCAGGGGCCCCCUUGUGCGCCUUUGCUUUAUAACUCCUCUGGGGGUGACACUGGUAGUGAUGACAGCUCCUAGCAUAAUGAAAGUUCCAUUUGGUAUUGUCACACAUCUCUCCCGCCUCGCUUGGGUUGUCAUGUUUGAGUGAUGGCCCUAUUGAUUUCACCCUUCUUUUUUUCCGAACCUGUAAAUUGUUGUGCAAUUGUGGUUAUAGUAGCCCUGUAGCAUAUCGCCUUUUCUAAACUGUGCUACAAGUUUAUAAUCUUCAUUUUAAAAGUAUAUAUAAUUUUUAAAAAAUAUGUAUUCUGUUCAGGUGGUCUGCUUGUCGGUGAGACAGACUUGCUUACUAUAUUCCUUUAUCCUAAUGCUGGCCACUUCCUCAGUUCUUUAGUAGUUUCCUCUACACAGGAGCUGUCCAGAAUCAGUGAAAGAGGGCUGCCUGUCUGGCUUCCCAAGUACUGCUGCCCAGGAUGGGGACACAGUUGAGAGGCAGUGGCAGCAGCUGGGGGUCGGUGGGGAGGAGAGGUGUCAAAUUCGAAGUGCUACCAAAGUGAGGGCGCUGAUCAUCUUUCUCCUGAGUUAAAAGAAACAAGCAAGCUAACAAAAUAGCUAUUUGCUUUUGCAGUUUUAUAGACCCUAGGAGCUGCUUUGGGAGUGAGAAAGGCAACCCUCAAAUGUGUUUCAACUUAAAAAAGUUGAAAUUCUUUCAGACAUGUGGCAUCUCGUGUGAUCUCUUCCGUUCCAAUGUUUGUUGGAUUUCAGGUAGAAUGUCUUACAAAAUGUCCUAGAACCAGAUUAUAAUUUAAUCUAAAACAGCUGAGAGAGGAAGAGGUAUCAGAGCAGGGCCGCCAUGGAGGGGAGUCCUUUGUGUUCUUGUGUUUUUUGUUUUGUUUUUAAUAACUCGAACAGCAUCUACAUGUAGAGUGUUGUGAGAGCUGAGACCAGGGCAGAGUCGAGUGCCAGCAUCAGCACCAUGAAACCUGCCAGCCCUAGAAAGAGGUCAGGCAGGAAUCCCAUAGAUAGGCCUGUCCAGGAUCAUGGCAGCCCCACUCUCACCUCAUCUCCUCUCAGCUGGCCACUCACAAGAGUGGUCAGGCUCCCUUAGAGUAGCCAGGUUCUAAGGCAGUCAAGCCAGGCAAAGUGUAGCUUGAGCCCUCUGUGUCUUGUAUCAAGUUCUGAGUGUCACGGGUAUCCUUACAAUAAAUUUUCUGAUCUGGAGCACCUCAGCAGAAUACUCAGUAGCCUCUAGGGGCCUGGCAGCUGUAAUGUUUGAACCCUGAUGAAUACUACCUGAGGCUACUCUUGGACUCUAAAUAAGCUGCUCUAGGGAGACUAACUACUUUUUUGAUGGGAAAUUAGAAAGAAGAGUAGCUAAUGUUGAAAGCGUGACAUGAACUCUGGUGCUCUCAGUUGCUGUCUUCAGGGCUCCAGAAGCUGAUACCUUUUACCAAAGUUAGCAAAGAGCUUUAUCAUAAGCCCUCGCUGUCCCGAUGUGAGAACAUACUGCCUGGUUUAGUGUACACCUUAACUGUGAGUGAAUCUGAGGUUGGUUUCCUUUAUUGCAUCCUCUGCGAUAUAAUGAUGGCUGAAACACAUCUUCUUAAAAAAAAUUUCAGAAGUUUGUCCCUCCUGCUAACAGAAGAUCGUGCACACAUGUGUAGUAGAAGGCAGACUUGGUAUUUGUUUUUGGUGAUUUUUAGCAUUAUACGUGUGCUGUUUCCCCAUCCUGAGGAGAGGAUGUCAGGGCUUACUACUCAUAACAGAUAUGCCCAGUCUUGGUGGGGGCGGGGGGCGGGGGUGGAUUUCAGGCGGCUUCCUAAUUUGUACACAGUUUAAGAAUGGUAGGGACACACUUUUACCUAAUGAACCCCAUUUAAAGAAUAUGAGCAUUUGAAUCUUGGAAAGACCCUCAAGAGUAAAGCAAACAGCCUGUCCACCAUUUCACGUAGUAAUGCCAAGGACUGGACAGGGAAAAUACACCUGUUACCUUUCCACUUGGAAAGCAAAAACCCUGACAGCUCUAAACUCUUUCUUUUUUCUCACCGUGUUUGGGAGAACAUUGUAUGGUUAGGUAUUAUGUUUUAGAGAAAAAUAAUGAAAAGCAAAAAUUUCUUACAGAAACGCAAUGACUGGCAAAGAGGUACGAGGAAGCAACCAUCUCCUGGAGACUGGGGGAGGCGAGGGUGGCACAGGAGGGGAAAAUGAAGUUCUUGUGAAUUCAUGUCUGUGAAACAAGAUCUUAAAGCAGAUGCCCAAAUAACCGAAAAGAGUGUAUUAUGUUUGAUCUAAAUUGUAAGUGGAUAACAUUUAUGCAGUUUGAAUGAUGGAAUAUUUUCCUCUUGUUUAGUUUUAUUCGUACUUAUUUUUCUUCGAUGAAUGAUUGGUUACAAGGCCUCUGCCACACUCCAGAAAUAUUUGUGCGGCUACUUUAAAAAACUGUCUAGUCACUUAUUUCUCUAAAAUUAUCUCAUUGCCUAGCAAUCAGUCUUCUCUCAUAUACUUGUCCUAGCACACUAUGUACACGGAAAAGUAAACAGAUGUGAAGGAGGACCAGAAAAAUUAGUUAAUAUUAAAAAAAAAAAACAUAUUGUGCAUUUUGGCUUCACAUGUUUAACUUUUUUUUAAGAAAAGAAGUAGCAUGAAUGGAAAAAGAAAUCUGUAUACAGUAUCUGUAAAACUGUCUUACCGUUUCAAUUUCUUGCUCAGACCCCAUACGAACUAGAAUUAAAUCAAUACCACUGGUGCAUGGCCAUAUUCAAACACCUAAGAGUCCGGCAGUUCACACUUUGAUUUGAAGCACCUCAUCCUUUCUCCCAAAGCGAACACUAUCAUAUUGCAUUCUUAUUGAGGAUUUUGUCUAACCAUGUGUCGCCAUGACUUUACUGCCUUUCUUCUCAAGGAUCAAAACCAGUUUGAUUUGGGAAUCUUCCCCUUUCCAAAUGAAAUAGAGAUGCAGUACUUUCCUUGGUGUUUGUAGAUAUUGCCUUGUGUAUUCCAUUUAAAAUCGUAAUCUAAUUUGUAAAAGAGAUGGUGACGCAUGUAAAUAAAGCAUUAAUGACACUCAA